UUGGUUGGUUGGUUGGUUCACAGAAGCGAAGGAUGUGUGUUGAUUUUUUCGUAUUUCGUCGUUUCAAGAGUCGUUUAGACUAAAAAAAGAAAACAUACCAACUCUUUUAUGCAUCUAAUUCACAAUGACGCCUCGCAAGCAGGAGUAUGGCAUUAAACGAUCGAGCGGUACUAGAAGCGGACCACUGAUGCACUUCACACCGCCUGUGAGCGCGACCUCCCGGCGUCGACACAACGCCGUCGUGCCUUCGGUGCUGAUGUUCGCCGUUAUCGUGGCAUCCGGUGGCCUGUUGGUCAUGAUAGAGAAGGGAAUGCUUAACAGCGUGGAGACUCCGCCGCCACGGGCCAACGGGAAUAAAGUGGACUACCGAGCCAGAAACAACGACCCAGAUGUGGAUCAGGAAUCUCAGAUUUUACAGGAGAUCCGUAAUCGCACCAUAAGAUCAAUGUGUGGUCAGAAGAACAUGCCUCACAGUGUCUGGUCUCUCAGUCCCCUGCAGAGGAAGACUCUCCUUCAGCACAUCCUUGUAAAUGACGAGCAUCGUUUCCUGUACUGCUAUGUACCCAAAGUAGCCUGUUCCAACUGGAAACGUGUACUGAAAGUACUGAGUGGUGCUCUGGCCAAUGUGGACAUCAAAGUGAAGAUGGAUCACCGCACUGACUUGCUCUUCCUUUCUGAAUUUUCACCUGAUGAGAUUCGCCAUCGACUACAGCACUAUUUUAAAUUCCUGUUUGUACGGGAGCCAAUGGCCCGCUUGCUUUCUGCCUAUCGCAACAAGUUUGGCGAAAUUGAGGCGUACCAGCAUAAAUAUGGAGCAGAGAUCAUACGACGGUAUAGAGAAGGCUAUACAAAUGAUGAAAAGAUAGUAGGAAAUGAUGUGACGUUUACCGAGUUUGUACGUUAUUUGCUAGACGAAGAUCCUGAGCGCAUGAACGAACACUGGAUGCCCAUCUACAACCUGUGCCAACCCUGUGCUAUAGAAUACAAUUUCAUUGGCACAUACGAAAGGCUGGAGAGGGAUGCGGCAUAUGUGUUGGAACGUGUCGGGGCACCUCAACAUGUACGUUUUCCUGAACGACAAACAUGGUACAAACCUGUUACCAAGGAAACAUUGCAUUAUUAUUUAUGCACUGUGCCACAGAAGAUUCUCAAAGAGCUCCUGCCCAAGUAUAUAUUAGACUUUUCUCUGUUCGGCUAUGCUUUGCCCAACACAACCACUGAAUACUGUAGGCAUUAGCAAAGACUUUGGUUUUUUGGUGUAUAAUCUUUAAUAUGUCAAUAUUAUAAUACAUUUUACUUGAUUCUUUUUUUCCUGUACAGAACUGAAAAAAUAUUUGAAGCCUCAGUACAGUGUAUUUGAGAGCUAUUUAAGUUCAAACCACUAUUUAAAACUAGAAGUACUCGAUCUAUCAAAUAUUUUUUGUGUUCAUGAGAUGCAGUGGUAUGUCCAUGAGUGGGGCAUUUACUUUAAAACAUUGUGCUGUGCACAAGACUAUCAUGGGGGUUUUAUAUUAGUAAGCACAAGCUUCUGUCACUGCAAUAUUAAAGUUUGCAGAAGCCUAUUUUGUUUUAUUUUUACAUAAAGCUACACUAUGUAACUUUUUUUGUUAAAAAAUAACAAUGUUAUUGAGAGUGUGCAAAACAAUCCAUCUUCCAAACCAUGUCUUUACCCAAAUACACUUCGAUAAACCUAUAAUAAUUAUUUAUAUUUUAGAGCUAUCGGGACGGAUUUUUGAGGGAAAUUGCAUACCCGUGCAUGUUCUUGUCAUAUCUGUACACAGAGAAAAUAAGCUCCGGCUACUGUAGCGCAUGUAUGGUGUGGGAGUAGCGCGAAGAUGAAAAUUUGUUGUCACAACGAACGAGAAAAAUUGACCAUGGAUCAUUCAAAAUGGCAAACCUCCGGGAAAUCACCGGUUGUAAAAACCCAGAACAGAGCAGAGUCUACAAAGAAAAAUGGAAAGUGACAAGAGUCCGUAAUCAACCCAAAUCACAUCGGCUUGUCUUUUCAGAGGUGCUGACAUCUCAGAGAUCUGAAAGUAUUUAAAAGUGACCCAGAGAUGGCUUUUUUUCUUACUCAUCAGGUAAUAUAUUUUAUUGAUAUGGUUUGUGUGUGUAGUGAAAUGCCAUAAUUAUACUGUUAUCGGUGCAGA
Myxocyprinus asiaticus (Chinese sucker) is the source of this 2150-nucleotide messenger RNA. RefSeq names its product carbohydrate sulfotransferase 14-like. Lineage: Eukaryota; Metazoa; Chordata; Actinopteri; Cypriniformes; Catostomidae. The record is from RefSeq and is a predicted model, not a curated record. The transcript is spliced from 2 exons. Gene Ontology annotation, biological process: carbohydrate biosynthetic process; dermatan sulfate proteoglycan metabolic process. Gene Ontology annotation, cellular component: membrane. The coding region runs from base 125 to 1237 and encodes 370 amino acids. Gene Ontology annotation, molecular function: sulfotransferase activity.